Hyaloscypha bicolor E is the source of this 1191-nucleotide messenger RNA. Its product is annotated as HET-domain-containing protein. The record is from RefSeq and is a predicted model, not a curated record. NCBI's taxonomy places the organism in Eukaryota, Fungi, Ascomycota, Leotiomycetes, Helotiales, Hyaloscyphaceae. The transcript has a single exon. The coding region runs from base 137 to 862 and encodes 241 amino acids.
UUCUAUCUUCUUGGAUCAAACAUCUUAUUUAUGAGCUGUCUCGUAGUUCGAGGUCGUGAGCUUCGGUACCCCCCCUAGCCGCCUUCACCUUUUGGGACCUCCAGGAUUUCGGGGCAAGCCUUUCUCGGAGGAUAUAAUGCGUCUCUUGAACGUCAGGACGAGGGAGUUGGAGGAAUUCUUCGAGAAGAGAAUUCCGAAAUACGCCAUUCUUUCCCACACCUGGGGUGAAGAUGAAGUCACAUUUCGAGAGUUCGAUUUUGUUGUUAGACCGCGACGCACAUCUCUCAAGAUUGAUGGCUGCUGCGCUCAAGCUCUGAAGGGUGGGUUCGAAUACGUAUGGAUUGACACCUGCUGUAUCGACAAGAGUAGCAGCGCCGAGCUUUCCGAAGCUGUCAACUCAAUGUUCGCAUGGUACAAAAGAGCUGAGAUUUGUUACGUAUAUCUAUCAGAUGUGUCCUCGCAUGAAUUGGAUCCUAUCAACGAGCAUUCCGAUUUCAAAAAAUGUCGAUGGUUUACCAGGGGUUGGACCUUGCAGGAAUUACUGGCACCCCAUGUUCCAACGUUCUAUAACACAUCGUGGCAUCCUCUGGGUUUCUUGGAUAAAAAUCCCAAAAGGGGAUUGCGGAUGCGUUUGGGAUAUUUUGACCUGCCGUCUUACCUGGGAAGGAUUACGAAAAUACCACCGGAAAUUAUUUCUGGUGAAAAGAAUUUGACUACGCCAUCUAUUGCCAUGAGAAUGAGCUGGGCGUCCACGAGGGAGACGACUCGGGUAGAAGAUAUCGCAUAUUGCUUGCUAGGCAUCUUCGACAUUGCCAUGCCAAUGAUAUAUGGCGAAGGAAGGAAAGCUUUCAUGCGCUUGUAAGAAGAGAUUAUGAAGAACGAGGAUGAUCGCUCCAUUUUUGCUUGGGGAUUUGACACCGUUGGAAGCAGAAUAUCCUGUUUCGCCAAUUCACCAGCGGACUUUGCAGGCUGUGGUGACCUCGACGAUUUUAGAACAGUCGGUACCCAUUCCGGCCAUGUUGUAAUGACAAAUAAGGGAUUGAGUAUGGAGAUGCGCAUCAUUCGACUUACGACUGGAGAUUACAUUGGACAACUCACCGGCAAAAUCCUAGACAGAUUGGUGUACCUUGCGAUACCGUUAAUAAGGCAUAGGCGGAAGGAAAACGUGUUCUACCUACCUCGAAUCAACGU